Molecule: messenger RNA, 1305 nt
Organism: Hemisphaericaspora subhashii
Lineage: Eukaryota; Fungi; Ascomycota; Pichiomycetes; Serinales; Debaryomycetaceae
Gene: CAR2
Product: ornithine-oxo-acid transaminase
Exons: 1
Coding region: 1-1305 (434 amino acids)
Cellular component (GO): cytoplasm
Molecular function (GO): identical protein binding; L-ornithine transaminase activity; pyridoxal phosphate binding
Source: RefSeq, a predicted model, not a curated record
AUGACUCCACCAAAUUUCCAAGUCUCAUCUACCAUUGCUCGUGAAUACGAAUCAGAAUAUUCCGCUCACAAUUAUCAUCCAUUACCAGUAGUAUUCUCCCGUGCUCAAGGUGCUCAUGUUUGGGAUCCAGAAGGUAAAGAAUAUUUAGAUUUCCUUUCUGCUUAUUCCGCCGUUAAUCAAGGUCAUUGUCAUCCAAAAAUCGUCGAAGCAUUAGUUGAUCAAGCAUCAAAAUUAACCUUAUGUUCUCGUGCUUUUUCAAGUGAUGUCUUUGGUGUAUAUGCUAAAUAUAUUACUGAAUAUUUCGGUUAUGAAAUGGUUUUACCUAUGAAUACUGGUGCUGAAGCUGUUGAAACUGGAUUAAAACUUGCUAGAAGAUGGGGAUAUGUCAAAAAGGGGAUCAAAGCUGAUGAAGCUAUUAUUUUAUCGGCAGUUAAUAAUUUCCAUGGAAGAACUUUGGGGGUUAUUUCUAUGUCUACUGAUGAAGAUGCCACUGCUAAUUUUGGUCCUUAUUUGAAAGGGGUUGGUCCCAAGAUUCCUGGAACUGAAAAUCAAUAUAUUAGAUAUGGUGUGAUUGAAGAUAUUGAAUUAGCUUUAAAGAAUGCUGGUGAUAAGAUUGCUGCUAUUUUAUUGGAACCAAUUCAAGGAGAAGCUGGUAUUGUUGUCCCACCUGAAGAUUAUUUACCUCGUGUUCAAGAAUUAUGUAAACAAUAUAAUGUUUUAUUAAUUUGUGAUGAAAUUCAAACUGGGAUUGGUAGAACUGGUAGAAUGUUAUGUUAUGAACAUUCCAAAGGUGUUAAACCAGAUAUUAUCUUAUUAGGUAAAGCUAUUUCUGGUGGUAUUUUACCAGUUUCUGCUGUUUUAUCUUCAAAAGAAAUUAUGUUAACUUUAUCACCAGGAUCUCAUGGUUCAACAUAUGGUGGUAAUCCAUUAGCUUGUAGAGUUGCAAUUGCUGCAUUGGAUGUUGUUAAGGAUGAAACUUUAGUUGAAAGAGCUGAAGAAUUAGGUGGAUUAUUAAGAUCUAAAUUAGGAGAAUUAAAAGCCCAAUCUGAUGGUAUUAUUUCUGAAGUUAGAGGUAAAGGGUUAUUGUGUGCAAUUGUUAUUGAUGAUACCAAGACCAACGGUAGAACUGCAUGGGAUUUAUGUUUAAUUAUGAAGGAAUUGGGUGUAUUGGCUAAACCAACUCAUGAUAAUAUUAUUAGAUUAGCUCCACCUUUAGUCAUUUCUGAAGAAGAUUUAUUAAAGGGUGUUGAUGCUAUUAAGACGGCAUUGGAAAGAUUACCAAAUGCUCCAAAAGCUGAUCAUUAA